Hyaena hyaena (striped hyena) is the source of this 3670-nucleotide messenger RNA. RefSeq names its product spalt like transcription factor 2 (gene SALL2). The record is from RefSeq and is a predicted model, not a curated record. Gene Ontology annotation, cellular component: nucleus. The transcript has 4 exons. Gene Ontology annotation, biological process: regulation of transcription by RNA polymerase II. NCBI's taxonomy places the organism in Eukaryota, Metazoa, Chordata, Mammalia, Carnivora, Hyaenidae. Bases 1 to 2742 code for a protein of 913 amino acids. Gene Ontology annotation, molecular function: DNA-binding transcription factor activity, RNA polymerase II-specific; RNA polymerase II cis-regulatory region sequence-specific DNA binding.
AUGGCGCACGAAACCGGGAGGAGCUCUCGUCUCGGGGGGCCCUGCGGGGAGCCAGCGGAGCUUGGAGGUGAUGCUAGCGAGGAGGACCACCCCCAAGUCUGUGCCAAGUGCUGCGCACAAUUCACUGACCCAACUGAAUUCCUCGCCCACCAGAAUGCAUGUUCUACUGACCCCCCUGUAAUGGUGAUCAUUGGGGGCCAGGAGAACCCCACCAACUCUUCGACCUCUUCUGAACCCCGGGCUGAGGGCCAAAAUAGCCCCCAGGUCAUGGAGGCAGAGCACAGCAACCCUCCGGAGUCUGGGUCCUCGGUGCCCACAGAUGCCACCUGGGGCCCUGAGCGGAGAGUAGAGGAGUCUGCGGGGCACUUCCUGGUCGCUGCCACAGGUACGGCAGCCGGGGGAGAAACGCCCAAGCAGGCUUUCUUCCAUCUUUACCACCCACUGGGGUCACAGCACCCUUUUUCUGCUGGAGGGGUUGGGCGCAGCCACAAACCCACCCCUGCCCCCUCCCCAGCCCUGCCUGGCAGCACAGAUCAGCUGAUCGCCUCACCCCAUCUGGCAUUCCCGGGCACCACGGGACUUUUGGCAGCACAGUGUCUUGGGGCAGCUCGAGGCCUCGAGGCUGCUGCCUCCCCCGGGCUCCUGAAGCCAAAGAAUGGAAGUGGUGAGCUGGGCUAUGGGGAUGUGAUGGGUCCCUUGGAGAAGCCUGGUGGACGGCACAAAUGCCGCUUCUGUGCCAAGGUAUUUGGCAGUGACAGUGCCCUGCAGAUCCAUCUGCGCUCCCACACAGGUGAGAGGCCCUACAAGUGUAAUGUGUGUGGCAACCGCUUUACCACCCGCGGCAACCUCAAAGUGCAUUUUCACCGGCACCGUGAGAAGUACCCGCACGUGCAGAUGAACCCCCACCCAGUGCCAGAGCACCUAGACUAUGUCAUCACCAGCAGUGGCCUGCCCUACGGUAUGUCCGUGCCGCCAGAGAAGGCUGAGGAGGAGGUGGCCAUGCCAGGUGGAGGUGUGGAACGCAAGCCUCUGGUGGCCUCCACUACAGCACUUAGUGCCACAGAGAGCCUGACGCUGCUCUCCACUGGUGCGGGCACAGCCUCGGCUCCCACGCUCCCUGCUUUCAAUAAGUUUGUGCUCAUGAAGGCAGUAGAGCCAAAGAGUAAAGCCGAUGAAAAUACCCCUCCAGGGAGUGAGGGCUCAGCCAUGGCUGGGGUGGCAGAAAGUGGCACAGCAACCCGAAUGCAGCUAAGUAAGCUGGUGACUUCGCUACCCAGCUGGGCGCUGCUUACCAACCACUUCAAGUCCACAGGUAGCUUCCCUUUCCCCUACGUGCUGGAGCCCUUGGGGGCCUCACCCUCUGAGACCUCAAAGCUGCAGCAACUAGUAGAAAAGAUUGACCGGCAGGGAGCUGUGGCCAUGGCAUCUACUGCCUCAGGAACCCCCACCACCUCUGCGCCUGCGACUUCGUCCGCAGCCUCCUCUGGGCCUAACCAGUGUGUCAUCUGCCUCCGGGUGCUGAGCUGUCCACGAGCACUGCGCCUGCAUUAUGGCCAGCAUGGAGGUGAGCGGCCCUUCAAGUGCAAAGUGUGUGGCAGGGCUUUCUCUACCCGGGGCAACCUGCGUGCACAUUUCGUGGGCCACAAGGCCAGUCCGGCCGCCCGGGCCCAGAACUCGUGUCCCAUCUGCCAGAAGAAGUUCACUAAUGCUGUUACUCUGCAGCAGCACGUUCGGAUGCACCUGGGGGGCCAGAUCCCCAAUGGUGGCACCACGCUCUCUGAGGGGGGGGGAGCUGCCCAGGAGAAUGGCUCUGAGCCAUCCACAGUCUCCGCGGUGGGGACUUUCCCCCCGCAGCCUUCCCAGCAGCCGUCCCCAGAAGAGGAGUUGUCGGAAGAGGAGGAAGAGGAUGAGGAAGAGGAAGAAGACGUGACUGAUGAAGAUUCCCUGGCAGGGAGAGGCUCAGAGAGUGGUGGUGAGAAGGCAAUAUCAGUGCGAGGUGAUUCGGAAGAGGCAUCGGGGGCAGAGGAGGAAGUGGGGACAGUGGCGACGGCAGCGGCCACAUCUGGAAAGGAGAUGGAUAGCAGUGAGAAAGUGAUUCAGCAGCCCUCCCUGCCACCGCAGCCACCACCACCUGACAGCCUGGAUCAGACGCAGCCCAUGGAGCAGGGAGGCAGUGAUGUCGAGGGAGGUGGCGUGGAAGAGGGGGGCAAACCAGAGAAGAGCUCGAGCCCGGCCUCCGCACACACCCGGGAAGGGGAGGGUGGCGGCAGCGCCUCAGUGGAGGAGCUGAGCAUGCAGGAAGCGAUGAGAAAGGAGCCUGGAGAGAGCAGUAGCAGAAAGGCCUGCGAGGUGUGUGGGCAGACCUUUCCCGGCCAGGCAGCCCUGGAGGAGCAUCAGAAGACCCACCCAAAGGAGGGGCCGCUCUUCACUUGUGUGUUCUGCAGGCAGAGCUUUCUCGAGCGGGCUGUCCUCAAGAAGCAUAUGCUGCUGGCUCACCACCAGAACCAGUACACAGCUUUCCUGUCAAGUGACCUGCCCACCAAGCCCCGGAGUUCCAGCUCCACCUCCACUACCAGUUUAGGCCUGGCACCACCAGUGCUGUUUGGCCCAGGAACUGUGGCUGGGAACGUGCCUCCAGCAAUGGGAUCCAGAGAGGCCAAAGAGAAGAGAGCCCCCCUCUUCCUGUUUCGGUCUCCUGCAUCCAAGGCAGUGCCUGAGAAGCCCAUCAUAGAAGAAAAGUAGCAAACUGUACAUUUCUUGUUUCCCCUGCUCUGGAAGGUGCCAGCAAUGGAAGAUGAUACAAUAUCUGUAUCUGGUGGCUCAGCCCUAAGGGGUAGGGAGAAAUGAAGAGCAUAUAGGACAUUCUUCCCAGUAAACUCCCAUUUAGGCAAAAGUGUUGGCUGGUCAGCAUGCCAAGACACCUCCAGCUUCUCCUGUUCCUUCAUCAUGGCCUGUCAAGGUUAGGAAACAAGCAGAUGUCUUACCAGCAGGUCUCCCGUGGGAUCUUUUGGGAAAUAGGAACUGUUCAUAUCUUUAACAAGCAUUUUUGGUGAAGGUCAUUGAAGGAAUAAUAAGAGAGUUGAAGAGCAUUGGUAACUCAUAGGGCUUGCUGUGAACAUAUGAGAUUAAGAAAGGGGCAUGAUGUGAGAGAGGGGACCUCAAAUUCUUGAUUGGAUGGGUCUCACGAAUGUUCUUUUGGACUAUUAGUGACUUAGUGUGCAGCAAUCCCCUGGGUCCCCUGGGGAUUUCCUAGCACUAGCGUGCUUCUAGUUUUAGAUAACUCCCUACUUUGUUCCCUGGCCCCUUGUAUUUUCCUUGUCUUCCUUUCUCAAGGCCUGUUUCCUCCCCAUUUUGCCUGUCUAUGGACCAGGGCUUAUGUCUUUGCCACUGUCUGGUUCUUAGAGUCCCAGACCUUGGGAGAUGAGCUCUAGGUGGUGUUCUCCCUGCCUCUCCGUCUUGUAAUGAGAUGUAGUAUUUACUCUUAACAUAGGAUCAUUUGGAACAGGAGUUCUGAGGGGGAGAGAGUGAGGGUUCUGCUAUUGAUUGACUUGAAUGAUGGUUUCUCCUCCAAAGGUAUAGGCUCCAGAGCUUCCUAACAUAGUAAAAUGUGAAGAACAGACAAGGGAGAUAAUAGUGUCUUUCCCUUUUCAUUAAAAGUGUUUUAACCAAA